AUGGCGUCUGGGAUCGCAACAACGUCAGCUGCCAGCUCUAACACAGAAGUGAUGAUACCCUCGGGACUACCAGCAAACGUCGCGCACUGGAAGCGAGCCCAUGUGCAAGAGUUUCUCGGCGCCAACAAAGACGCGUCUGACCUUGAUGAUGAGGACAUCGACUUUGUCAGACAAAACAAAAUCGCUGGUGUGAACUUCCUCAAACUGACAGGCAAAAAACUUGAAAGAUGGGGAGUUGCAGGUGGAUCAGCAGAACGCAUCAUAGAGCUCGUUGAGAAGCUCAAGGUGAACAAGGGGCUCAUCAAGCGUGGAGCCCAACAACAAUUCAUGCUAGUUGAAGAAAUUAUCGAAGACAUUGUAAAACUCUUUCCACGCAGCCAGCCCAAAAAUCUUGACAAGUUGAAAAUGCCAUUAAUGGAUCGUGAUGUCGCCCUGCCAGUCACAACCAUAUCGAGAAAUGUUAAUAAUAACCUUAAGGACUCUAGGGCUAAAGUGGAUUAUUCCUUCCUUGUAAAACGCGCUGGGGCGAAGAGCUGUUCAAUUAUAUCCAAAAUUGUUGGGUCCCCCCCUGCAAAAUGGACUGUUGACAGCCAGCCACAUUUUGAAUACAUUUAUCUGGACUUUGGGAACAGUUGUGCUCUCGAGAAUGAAGAUUACAAUCUGAAUCCAGCAGUGCUUAUUGGCUUGCGGGUCGCAUAUGCAUACUUCAUAUGUGGCAAAUAUGAGAUGUCAUUUGGACAAUUUCAAAUGAGAGCCACACCCUGCAUUGAAAUGUUCAAUAUUGGUGAUGUCUUCACCAGCAUUCGAAGGAAGCUUUCUCUCCAAGACACACAGCAUUUGUUCAUAUUUCUUCAUAUUGACGAAUUUCAGAUGAUUGACACAUGGAGCAGGAACUCUGAAAACUUGAUGAAACCACAUUUUAAGAACAUUAUCAGUAAACUAGCACAGUUCAUGUUUGGCCCUCCAAAGACAACAUUUGUCCAGACCUUUCUCUCAGGAACAGCUCCACAAGCUGUCAUUGCAACAAAGGAGGCAUCCAAGGUUUCUUUCGAAUUUGUCCCAUGUCCACUAUUGUCAACCCCAUCUAUGGUUCGGAUUGUGGAUCAUUAUGCAAGGAUUUUCAAUGCAGAAACAUUCAGGGAUGGCAAGUACAAAUGGAAACUCUGUCGACCACUUCUUUAUCUUCUGGAGGACACAGGAGGAUUGCCUCGGGCUCUUCAACAUCUCUUAGACAUUUGCUUUCAUGUUGUCAGCACUGAUGGAUGUAAAUUCUUUCGUGCUAUCAAUGACCAUCCCUAUGGCAAAAUUUUUGAGCAUACUAAGGCAAGAAUUCAGCAAUUGUAUAACAUCUACAAAGUUGUGGAGGACAAUAGGCAUCUCGCUUUAGAACUUGUACGUCAUUCCAUCGAGGGAAUCACUGUCACAGUCAAGCAAUGCCUAGAUCAAAAUGAUCAUCUCCGUACCAUCGAGAAUCUAGAAAAGGAUGCACAUAUCAUUCUCAGCAGGGACAAGCACAAACCAGAUCAGUUUUUUAUCAAAAUGCCAUUCCUGUUUAUUUGCCUCUACAAUGACAUUUUGCACAUUAUACCGUCACCACUUGAAAAGACAUUUUUUGACAACAUUUAUUGGCAAGAAUGGGAGCUUUUUGUAGCACAUCAUGAGGCAUUUCGCACCAACCUGUUCUAUGAAUGUGGAAUAUGGACAUUACGUCUGCGUGACUUAUACCAUGGAGCAUAUGGGAAAGACAGCGUUUUGGAUAUUGUUGUGAAGCUAAAGAAACUAUCUGUUUGCUUAGCUAAUGAGCAGUUCCCAUCUUCGAAGUUAACAAACAAGGCCAACAACCAAGCCAUCGAGUGGGAAGAUGGAAGCAUUGUUAUUGUCAAUGGUGUGUCAGCUCAGUUUGGAGAUUCAUUUGUUGUUAGGGAAACUAAUGAUGGCACUGUACUUCUAAUGGUUGCACAAGACAAAUUGAUGCAUAGUGCAGGGACAUACAAACUGCACCAGGUCUUUGAAGAAAUCAUCAAGAAUACUGAAGCCAUUCUAUACUCCCCUGAAAACAUUCUUUAUCACCUUGUUCACUAUCGUCUGAUCACAGUAUUUUUCAUUACACAACCAUAUGAAGGUGAUCCUGCAGAGUUGCCAGACAAUUGUCUCCUUAUUGCAAGUGACAAUUUUGAAGAAUAUUUUGGUCCCGUUUUUUCAGCACGUGCUGCCUUUGCAUUUUCCCAAAGUCUCAACCCUAACUUUGCAGAGCCAAGAAGGAUGAGUGCAGUUCUUCCUGGCAUCAGUGAACAAACUGCCAAGAGUAUUAUUUCAAAACGCCCAUAUUAUAAUGAGGAGGACUUCUACAAAAAGAAUUCAAGGAUUAAAAAAGAAUCCACAGAACUCAGUUUUUAUCCAUUCAAUUUAGAAUAA
Molecule: messenger RNA, 2415 nt
Organism: Paraglomus brasilianum
Lineage: Eukaryota; Fungi; Glomeromycota; Glomeromycetes; Paraglomerales; Paraglomeraceae
Source: the annotation of a GenBank genome assembly